This is a messenger RNA of Penicillium verhagenii, 1065 nucleotides long. Its product is annotated as alcohol dehydrogenase family protein. Lineage: Eukaryota; Fungi; Ascomycota; Eurotiomycetes; Eurotiales; Aspergillaceae. The transcript is spliced from 5 exons. The record is from RefSeq and is a predicted model, not a curated record. Gene Ontology annotation, molecular function: oxidoreductase activity; zinc ion binding. Bases 1 to 1065 code for a protein of 354 amino acids.
AUGCAGUCCGUGGUUUUCAAAGGUCCUUUGCAGGUCGCUUUGGAGGAGCGUCCACGACCCCAGAUCAAAGACUCUACCGACGUGAUCGUGAAAAAGAAAAGCCAACGGAAUUCUGAUUUGUAUGGCUAUAGUGAGUUGCACGUUUUCCGUGGACACCAACCCUCGGGGACUGGGUUUAUUAUGGGCCAUGAAUUCACAGGCGAGGUUUUUGAAAUUGGAGACCAAGUCAAGACAUUCAAACAUGGAGACCGAGUUGUGUCACCUUUCACCAUCAGUUGCGGAGACUGCUUCUACUGCGAUGGCGGGUUUUCAUCGCGCUGUGCUCGGAGUCAGCUCUACGGAUCCGCGAUAUUGGAUGGCGGACAGGCCGAAUACGUCCGUGUUCCCCUGGCGGAUGCCACCUUAGUUCAUGCGCCGCCUGCGAUCGAUGAAAAAAAGCUAGUUUUGAUGGCAGAUAUCUUCCCAACUGGAUAUUUUGCGGCAUCAAACGCUUUCCAUUCCCUGAACACCGCGACCAUUGAAAAGAGCACUGUUCUUCUCUUUGGAUGCGGACCGGUGGGUAUUUGCGCUUUGAUCAGCGCCUUGGAACAUCGACCAAAACAUUUGAUUGCGAUUGACAGCGUGCCAUCUCGUCUCCAGUUGGCUGAAAGCUUGGGUGCGGAGCCCUGGAACUACCAGCAAGAUGAGCAGGGCUUGAGGGAGCGCGUGAAGGCUUUGACGGAUGGCCGCGGCGCAGAUGUUGUCAUUGAGGUUGUGGGGCACAGUAGUGCAUUGCGGAUGGGAUUCGAGUUGUUGCGCCCAUGGGGAGUCCUCUCGAGUGUGGGUGUUCAUAAUGGCGAAAUCCCUUGGACUGGCAAUGAAGCUUACGGCAAGAAUUUGCGCAUCCAAAUGGGACGGUGCCCGGUUCGGAGCAUAUUUGGUGAGGCUAUGGAGCUGUUGGCCAAAAAGCAGGAUGUACUCAAUUUCAUGACGGAGGAUAUUCGACCUCUCUCUCAGGCCGUGCAGGCUUUCGAUGAUUUCAAUAACAUGCGAUGUCAGAAGGUGAUUUUUGAGGCGGAUAAGUAG